AUGGCUGAUUUCUACCGUGGAUUCCAUUUUGUUGGCUGGCUGCUUCUGAUAGCCUGCAGUUGGGCCGUGGACACACCAACCCCUACAUCUCCGCAGACCGUGGAAGUGGACCUGAUCUUUCCACGCAAUGAGACCUACGCCCCUUCCUCCCUUAUGCCAAUGGUCUUUGCUAUUCAGAAUUUUCGCGCUGCAAAGCUGCUCUUACUGGAAUUUGAAUACACUCUCCAGCAAGACCCCGAAGUCCCACCAGGCCUCGUAAAUGGCAUCCGCAAUAUCAAGUACGGCAACUACACUGGCAGCAGUACUCACUUCGAAUAUGAUUGGACCACUAGGCUCAACAAUACGGAGGGUACAUGGCUGUUUUCCUGGUCAUGGCGUGCACUUAACUGCUCCCAACACACUGACGCGGACCCAGAAUACCCGGGCCCGCAAAAACCUUUUCACCUCGAGAGCGAUGUCAAGGGCCAUGCGGUUUGGUUUACUACCAAGCACGGAGCUAAACAGCCAGAUCUCGUUACUGCAACGCGAGAUGGCGCGUGCGCUGAGUCACAGGCCGAUACCAUGAAUAUCACGGAGAUACUGGAUAUCCCCUGGUCGGACAGCUAUUGGGGCAGUCAGACAGCGUGCCCAUUGCUUUCGACCGUAACACCAACUCCAAAUCCCUGUGGAGCCAAGGUAGACUCUAGUGCGGCAUCAAGUAUUUCAUACGCCAUUCAAUCCAGUGCAUGCCUAUCAGCUGUGACUCCCACUGUGGCCUGCCCGCCUGGCGUUGAAACGGGGAACUCAGCACACCACGCAGUGCAGUUUUCAGUCUCAGGGGUAGGGUUGUUCACAGCUACACUUGGUUGGCUCAUCUACCUGGUGUGA
This is a messenger RNA of Trichophyton verrucosum HKI 0517, 867 nucleotides long. RefSeq lists its product as uncharacterized. The record is from RefSeq and is a predicted model, not a curated record. Bases 1 to 867 code for a protein of 288 amino acids. Lineage: Eukaryota; Fungi; Ascomycota; Eurotiomycetes; Onygenales; Arthrodermataceae. The transcript has a single exon.